UAGUUUUUAUUCCUUUGUAAUGUUCGCCUGCAACUUAUGUACCUAAAAAAAAAGAUGUGAUUUUGAUUACUUCCCCAUCUUUUAACAGACUCGAAUCUCUCUGGGUUUCUUCUUAUUCAUCUCUUCUAUAAUCGAUCUGCAUGUAACGUUCUAAGAUUUUGCAUAAAGUCUCAAUUUUUUUAAGGUCUCUUUCAUUGGUGAAUCUGAAGCUAUUGUCUCUCUCUAUCGGAUGAAUUCUCCGUCGAGUUACAAGAAUCUGAGACUCUUUUCGAAACCCAUCGCUUUCAAAUGUCUUGUUCUCGUUGGUAUUGCUCUGUUUCUCUCUUCCUCUCCCAGAAACCUUCUCUUGAUCCGAACGCGUUACACGUCAGAUUCCUCCUCGACCAGUGGAGUUAGAACCGAUAAGUUUCUCGAGGUUCCUCAGAUCGUGUGGGGACUGAACAAUCAGAAGAUCGCUUUCGCCAGAGCUUGCUUGACGGCGAGAACCAUGAACAGAACGCUUCUCAUGCCUAGCUUAAGCGCUUCCUUGUUCUACAAGGAAGUAGACAAGCUUCUUCCCUUUCCUUUUGAUAAAGUGUUUCAGUUCGAAAGGUUCAACUCUCUGUGCGGUGGGUUUGUGCAACUAGCUCGGUUCUCUGACGUUAGAAACAGAACACAAGUGUUUGAUUUGGAGAAAGGUAGUGGAAGAAGAUGGACGGUGGAGAGAGACUUGGAGCAGCUGAAGCAGUCUGUAUCCGUUGAUGAGUUUGAAGUGAUCCGUGUCAAAGGGAAGAACCCGUUCUUGUGGCACGAUCACUGGCCGGUUAAGGACUAUGCUAAGGUCUUUGAGUGUAUGGUUGUGGUUGAUGAAAUCUCGAGAGAAGCAGAUAAAGUGGUGACAAGAAUCAGACAAGCAGGGGGAGAUAGAAUCAUGACGGGUCUUGUCCCUUUUGUUGCGGUUCACAUGAGGAUAGAGAUAGAUUGGAUGAUACAUUGCAAGAAGCUGGAACAGAGGCAGAAAGUUUCAGAGAUUUGUAGUAGUAAAAGAGAGAUUAUGGAGAGAGUAGGGAACAUUUCAGGUUUAAAGACUCCCACAGUUCUUUACCUAGCGGUAGCUGAUAGUCUCUUGGAAGAGAAAGAAGGAGAAUCAUCGGUGUUAGCGGGUUGGAGAGAAGGGUUGAUACCUUUUGAGAAGAAGAAGCUUGGAGUUAAAGUGGAGAUUUACGGCAAGUACUCGUAUUUGAUUCAGUCUGCUAUUGAUUAUGAGGUGUGUUUAAGAGCAGAUGUUUUUGUUGGUAAUAGCUUUUCUACUUUCUCUAGUCUCAUUGUUCUUGAGAGGACGCAGAAGGCGAGGAGGUUAGGGUUUGUGAGUUCUUGUGAAGAUGGUGGAAACGUGUGGAGUUCGUAUGCAUAUAAUCUUGCUGGAGAAUCAGAGGGAGUUCCAAGGAGAUGGAUGACGAAUAUGACUCAUUCUAGCUUGGAAGCUAUUAGCUAUGGUUCAAACUCUGUUUCUUGUUCAAGUGAGUGAAGUGGACACAUUUUAGAAUUAGUUUUUUGGUCUUUUUUAUACAAUUCGUUUAUUUGUGAGGUACAGAGUUGUGUAGAUUUUAGAUCUCUUGUUUUUCAAAUUUGUCUUUCUAUUGGUAAGAGAGUAAGAAGUGGAA
Messenger RNA from Brassica oleracea var. oleracea, 1643 nucleotides. RefSeq lists its product as uncharacterized. Gene Ontology annotation, biological process: pollen-pistil interaction. NCBI's taxonomy places the organism in Eukaryota, Viridiplantae, Streptophyta, Magnoliopsida, Brassicales, Brassicaceae. The record is from RefSeq and is a predicted model, not a curated record. The coding region runs from base 230 to 1507 and encodes 425 amino acids. The transcript has 2 exons.